UUGAAGUUUUCAUGACACUUCUCACAUAACAUCUCUAUGUGAAGUGGAGGCCUAUAAAUAGAAUUGAAGGCAUGACGUUUUACACUUAAGAAGAGACACAACACAAACACAUUCAAGUGUUCUUCUCUUCCUCUUCCUUUGUACACAACUCUGUUUCUAGUUUCUGUGUACCAUAACAUAGUACUAGUAAUGGAAGGAGAUAAAUGUUGUUCAAGUUUAUUUCAAAGGUGCAAGCCUUACAUAGCUAUGAUUUGUCUGCAAUUUGGUUUUGCUGGUAUGAAUAUAAUAACAAAAGUCUCACUCAACCGUGGAAUGAGUCAUUAUGUUCUUGUUGUUUAUAGACACGCUUUUGCUACCGCAGCUAUUGCUCCAUUCGCUGUAGUUCUUGAGAGGAAGAUAAGGCCGAGAAUUACAUUUCUUAUGUUCAUGCAAAUGUUCGUCUUGGGACUCCUUGGACCUGUGAUUGAUCAGAAUCUAUACUAUGCUGGGUUGAAAUUCACAUCUCCAACAUACUCAUGUGCUAUUAGCAAUAUUCUUCCUGCUAUGACAUUUGUAAUGGCUGUUAUUUUCAGGAUGGAGAAAUUGGACAUGAAAAAACUAAGAUGCCAAGUAAAAGUGAUUGGAACUGUAAUCACAGUUGGUGGGGCUAUGGUGAUGACACUAUACAAAGGACAAGUUAUUCAAAUUUUAAGUUCUCAAUACAUGCAUCAUCCUAGAAAUUAUGUAGCUGAAAACAAUACUGAUUCUGGUGAAAAAGAUUGGGUUAAGGGUUCUAUUCUCCUCAUAAUUGCUACCUUUGCUUGGUCUUCUUUCUUCAUCCUUCAAGCAGUAACAUUAAGGAAAUAUUCAGCACAGCUUUCACUGACAGCCAUAGUAUGUUUCUUGGGAACACUUCAAUCAAUUGCAGUAACAUUUGUUAUGGAGAGUAAGCCAAAUGUUUGGAACAUUGGUUGGGACAUGAAUUUGUUAGCCGCGGCAUAUGCUGGUAUAAUAUCAUCAGGUCUUACAUAUUAUGUUCAAGGGAUUGUGAUGCAAAAGAAAGGGCCAGUUUUUGUCACUGCUUUCAGUCCUUUGAUGAUGAUCAUUGUAGCUAUCAUGGGCACUUUCAUCCUGGCAGAAAAAUUAUAUCUUGGAGGUGUUAUUGGAGCAAUUUUGAUCGUAAUAGGACUUUACUCGGUUCUAUGGGGAAAAAACAAAGAAAACAAAGAGAUUGAAGCAGAGAUUACAAUAACAGAAGGAACAAAGUGUUGUGUAGAAAAUGGAGGAUUGAAAACAGUGAUUGAAGAAGGUGUUGAAAUAAAUGACAUUGAGAUGCAAAAGGAUGAACCUACUAAAGUUUUAAGGGUCACAAUUAUUAGUGCUCCAAAACUUUAAACGUGUAGUGUAGAUAUUUUAGGAAUAACAAAAAAAAGUGCAAUGAAAAAAAGGGUCACGUAGAGUUGAGAAAUUGGGAAGGGUUUUGUUUUGUGUACCUUCUUUAUCUUCUUCAUCAUCACCACUACCUUUCUUUGGAAAACUUUGGUAAAGCAUUUUUGGUGGUUGAUUAGGACCAUUAAUUAGUGUGGGCCCGGUUGUUGAUAAUGUAGAUUAAUUAAAUUUUGCAUACUUUGUUCAAAAGGAAAAUAUAUUGCCAAACUCUUGUACAA
Messenger RNA from Lathyrus oleraceus (garden pea), 1646 nucleotides. RefSeq names its product WAT1-related protein At5g07050. Gene Ontology annotation, cellular component: membrane. Gene Ontology annotation, molecular function: transmembrane transporter activity. The coding region runs from base 190 to 1374 and encodes 394 amino acids. The transcript has 7 exons. NCBI's taxonomy places the organism in Eukaryota, Viridiplantae, Streptophyta, Magnoliopsida, Fabales, Fabaceae. The record is from RefSeq and is a predicted model, not a curated record.